Molecule: messenger RNA, 2014 nt
Organism: Spinacia oleracea (spinach)
Lineage: Eukaryota; Viridiplantae; Streptophyta; Magnoliopsida; Caryophyllales; Amaranthaceae
Product: cytochrome P450 98A2-like
Exons: 3
Coding region: 132-1673 (513 amino acids)
Molecular function (GO): monooxygenase activity; oxidoreductase activity, acting on paired donors, with incorporation or reduction of molecular oxygen; iron ion binding
Source: RefSeq, a predicted model, not a curated record
ACAAAUUUCACCAAUCACCAAUUACCAAUUUGCAAUAAUGUCCCCACUCUCUUCCAACACUUAGCCUUGAUAUAAUAUGUUAUUGUCUUUCUCAUAAACCUCUUAAUUCUUCCCUCUCAAAUAACAAAUUCAUGGAUCCCAUCUACCAACUCUCCCUUUCUAUUCUCUCCAUAAUCAUUGCUUAUAGACUCUUCAAAAAGCUUACCAUUAGACUACCACCGGGGCCACGUCCAUGGCCUAUCAUAGGUAAUCUCUACGAUAUCAAGCCGGACAAGUUCAAAUGCUUUACAAGAUGGGCCCGACAUUAUGGACCCAUCUUUUCAGUUUGGUUUGGGUCGAGUUUGAAUGUUAUUAUAUCAAAUUCGGAGUUGGCUAGGGAAGUUUUUAAGGAGAAUGAUCAACAACUAGCGGAUAGAUAUAGGAGUAGGUCUAUUGCCAAGUUAAGCAAGAAUGGUAAAGGUCUUUUGUGGGCAGAUUAUGAGCCACAUUAUGUUAAGAUCAAAAAUAUUUGUAUGGUUGAGCUUUUCUCUCCAAAAAGGCUUGAGGCCCUUAGACCUAUUAGAGAAGAUGAGGUCAAUGCCAUGGUUGAAUCCAUUUUCAAAGACUAUUGCACCAAUCCUGAGAACAGGAGCAAAAGCUUGUUAGUGAAGAAAUAUUUAGAGGCAGCAACAUUCAACAAUAUAACAAGGCUAGUGUUUAGGAAGAGAUUCGAAGACGCCGAUGGUGGUAUGAGUGAGCAAGGAUUGGAAAUAAAAGCCACAUUGGCGAAUAGACUGAAGCUCAGUGAGUCGGAGUCUAAGGUCAAGUGGGAGCAAAUUCGAUGGCUUCGUUGGUUGUUCCCCUUAGACAGCAAGGCAUUUGCUAAGCAUGGAGCUCGAAUGGAUGCGCUUACAACGCAAAUUAUGAAAGAGCAUAGUCUUACUUACCAAAAGAGUGGUGAAACGGCCAAGCAAAACUUCAUUGAUGCUUUAUUUAACUUGCAAGAGGAGUAUGAGCUUAGUGAUGAUACCAUCACUACCCUUCUUUGGGACAUGGUUAUUAUGGGUAUGGAUACUAUUGCUAUAUCGGUAGAAUGGGCUAUAGCGGAGCUCAUCAAGAACCCAAGAAUUCAAAAGAAGGCCCAAAUUGAGAUGGAUCUUGUGACUGGAUCAGACCGAAUUAUAACCGAAUGGGACUUCUCAAAUUUACCAUAUUUGAGAUGCAUAGCCAAGGAAGCACUAAGGCUACACCCUCCAACGUCCUUUCUCCUUCCUCAUAGGGCCAAAGCCCAUGUUAAGAUUGCGGGCUACGACAUUCCUAAAGGCUCGAAUGUCCAUGUUAAUAUUUGGGCCAUUGCUCGCGAUCCAUUAGUUUGGAAAAGCCCAUUAGAAUUUCGACCCGAAAGGUUCAUGGAAGAGGAUGUUGAUAUGAAGGGCCAUGAUUUUAGACUAUUACCAUUUGGUGCUGGAAGAAGGGUUUGCCCAGGAGCUCAAUUUGGGCUGAAUUUGAUUACUUCUAUGUUGGGCCAUUUAGUCCACCAUUUUAGUUGGACUCCGGCUGAUGGGCUUAUGCCUGAGGAUAUUGAUAUGGAAGAGAGUAUAGGCCUAGUGGCCCAAAUGCAAACCCCACUGCAAGCAAUUGUUUCUCCAAGAUUACCUGACCAUUUGUAUAAAAGAGUUGUUAUAGACUUGUAACUUUUUUCUUUUAAUUAAUAAAUGCAAGGUAAAAUACAUUAGGUGUCCCUUUACCUGUGGGGUGACCUAAAUAGUCAACAUUUACAAUAGAGGGGUCAAAUUCUUAUUACAAUCAAUUUACACAUUUUUAAAUCUACAAGAUGACCAACAUUAGAUAUCUAGUUCAUGUGUAUUAAAAUGUAUAUCUUUACAUAACUGCAACUUGUUUUUAGUUUUUGUUUUGUUUACUCAAAAUGAGCUUGUAACAGAAUACGAGUUGUUUAUGUUAGAAGUUCUUGUUGAAAGUGCAAAAGAAAAGAGUGGAAAAAGUGAGAAGGUGAAAAAUCCCACAUUAAUAAAAU